This is a messenger RNA of Metarhizium acridum CQMa 102, 825 nucleotides long. RefSeq lists its product as uncharacterized. NCBI's taxonomy places the organism in Eukaryota, Fungi, Ascomycota, Sordariomycetes, Hypocreales, Clavicipitaceae. The record is from RefSeq and is a predicted model, not a curated record.
AUGACGUCGAACAAAGCCGCUUACAUCAAGACGCGCCAUGCGCCAGUCGAGUUAGAAGCCACUGAAAUGUGGUUCCCGAACAUGGUCAAAUUCAAAACGGCAAGUGAAAACAAAUCCGGGGCGUGGCAGCAGUACGCAAUUGGCUUGGAGGAAAAUCUGGUGAGACUCGCGCCAGAGACUUCUCUGGAGGUUGGUUCUGGUGUCAUCGCCAACCUUGCGACAGUGGUCUCUGCCCUGACGCUUCACAUGGGCUGCUUGUCCAAGCCGCCUGUCGCAGGAAGGCCGGAGCCUAAUGGAAAAAGUAUUUUUGUAUACGGAGGUGAAAUAUGCCAUGGGUACCACGUCGUAACGACCUCUUCGCCAAGAAUCAGAGAGCUUGUGGAACAGCGCAAGGCCACACAUAUCAUCGACCAUACUCGGCCAAGAGAGGACCUUGUUCGGGAAAUUCUGGCUCAUGGGCCUUAUGAGGGUAUCUUCGGUAGUACUGCCACCUCGGAGGCGACCCAGCUCAUGGGUGAGUUGCUUCGAGAUACUGGAGGCCUGAUCUUCUCAACCGGUCCUACGCUGGAGGACGACGCGCUCCCUGACAAUGUGCGGAACAAGUGGGCGGGAUAUUCCGAUAUCUUGGUGUCGGAGGCAGCCAAUCAAGGUCUUCGUGAUUGGUAUUUGAGAAGCUACCUACCGGCAGCCUUGAAGAGUGGUGAAGUAUGGCCCAGUCCUGCGGUUAAGCUUGAGGGAGGGUUAGCUUCUGUUCAGCGGGCGCUGGACCUGAUGUUUGAGGGUAAAGUCAGCGGGUCCAAGUUAGUCGUUGAUCCUUGGGAUUGA